This is a messenger RNA of Galendromus occidentalis (western predatory mite), 486 nucleotides long. RefSeq lists its product as uncharacterized. Bases 22 to 486 code for a protein of 154 amino acids. NCBI's taxonomy places the organism in Eukaryota, Metazoa, Arthropoda, Arachnida, Mesostigmata, Phytoseiidae. The transcript is spliced from 4 exons. The record is from RefSeq and is a predicted model, not a curated record.
GAAAAGAGAUCCGGAACGUCGAUGAGGAUGGCUGAGCCCGGACUUCAAAACGGAAGCCCAGGCUCAAAGGUCCCGGCGAGACCACUGGGCAUCGGCCGUGGUAGCCGUCCCUCGCCCAGCCUCGCGAAACCCACAGCAGCAUCGACGCUCCAGGGCCUCCAGAGGAACGUGGCAUAUGAACUCCACGAAAAUCACGAAUUCUUGCGAGACGUGACCAAGAAGUUCUUGAGCGAGAAGAGGAUCCCGUAUCUGGAGGAUGUCAGUUCCGAGUUCACGAAGCUGACGGGAUCCCCUCUGUUAGAAGUCGCACUCGCUUUGGGCUAUAGCACAGAAUCGGAAAUUUUCAAAGCGAUCGACCUGGACUUGCCCUUACGAAACGAAGGUCAUCGACAGGGUUAUUAUGAUUUCUCUGAUUACGCGGCGCAAAAAGCAAGAGCCAAAAUGCCUCUCGGAUGCCAUCCUGAAGUUUCGAAGCCCCCAUCCUAA